GCCAGGCUCGCCAACACCUCAAAGCCAAAUGAAAGCGACUUUUUUUAUCUCAUAUGGAUCGCCUAUGGGCUGCGGGAGGCAAUCGGAAGCGCUAAGGCCGCGCAAGUGUGACUGAUCAGGGUCCGUGUUGGGUUAACGGCCAUAAUGACACUGGAGACAAUACGAUCAUCCUAAUAAUAAUGGGCCUCGAUCUUUCUUUCCCCAGUCCUUUCAUAUAGUCUGCCCCUCCCAGACUUGUCUCCUUCAAUCCUCUUCCCGUCCGAUCGCCCGUUCAAACCCCCUGCAGAGUCGUCGUUCGACAGUUCUGAAUCGGAUUGUUGUACCCAAGUGACACCCGGCUGUCUGCUGCUGCAUCUGUGCUAGUCUAUGUGCGUGCGCAUAAAUGGUCGACUUUCAAAUUCAUCUUUACCUCGUACCAUCUAUCUCCGAGAUCUAACUGCCCAGCCCGUAUGACGUCCUUGCUGUUAUCUAACUCUCCCCAUAUAUUUAGCCACAGGACUUCUAACUGCCUCAAGAAGUAUACACUUCUUUUGCCUGCAUUCCAGCCGAGCUUUUCUCCGGGUUCCGCGGCCCAUCUUCCACAUAGAAGGGAACCGCGCCAUGGCUUCGUUCGCUAGCACACCUCCAACUCAAGAUGGAUCAAACCGCGAUGACCCAGGCCUGCAAGGUCAAUCAUCGUAUUUAAAUCUGAGGGCAUUAACGUCCACAGCCGAUGUUUUCAAGUUCUUCGGAGGGUCAAAGACAGUAACCCGAGAUGGGAAACCGGCAAAACGGCGAGGUCCCAAGCCAGACAGCAAGCCAGCUUUGACAAGGCGACAGCAGCUGAACCGUCAGGCUCAAAGGUCUCACCGGGAACGGAAAGCACAGUAUAUUAGGUCGUUGGAGACGGAAAUUUCUUCAUUGCGGGAGGCUUACUUCAAAGACAUAUCCUCCGCAAAUGCAUCGCUGCAGCAGCACAGACACAUCGUCGACUCCCUGAAUAAAGAGAACGAUGCCCUGAAACGUAUCCUGUCGGCCCACGGGAUAUGCUUCGAGGCAGAAUUGGAGCGCCUCGGGAUAGAUCGAUCGCCUCAGUAUCCUCUUAGCUCCUCCUCAGUCAGCAGCCCUGGCUACUCAGGAAACGUUGGCAUUGCUACAACCAUCAGCAGUCAUUCUCAUAUCACGCCGGCCACCAGUACCACGUCUGGUUCAAGUCCGCGGGCAACCCGCCCCGAGCAAAUCGAUGCUCUUCCUCCAGGGGAACAACCCUUUCCUCCUCAGACCACGUACCACAGCCAUUCCAAUGAGCAGUUCGAUUACAUGGAUCGUGAUAGAUCUAACCCGACACAUAAAGGGUCUGAUGAGCCUGUUCCAGCUGUACAGGGCGUUUUCGAAGAUGAUCCUCAGCUCCAGGUCGAUUUUAUCCUAACACUUGAAUCCCCAUGCCGUGAUCACACAGACUACCUCUGCCGCCAAGCGGACGAUGAACACAUGCCAUUCUCGGGCCACGCACUGAUGGCCUCCUGUCCACCACCUAGUUACAUCUCCAAGACCACCCCCGACCAGAUAUACCCUCAUAAAACCUACGAUCUCCCCCCAGCAAACCUCGCAACAUUGCUCAAUCUCAGCCGUCAACUAGUCGCGGAUGGACAGGUCACGCCCGUCAUGGCACUUCAGUACCUGAAGGCCCAUGACAUGUAUCGCACGCUAACGCGGGAUGACAUCAAGAUCAUUAUCGAGACGCUUAAUACGAAGAUCCGGUGUUAUGGAUUUGGAGCUGUUAUCGAGGACUUUGAGUUGAUGGACUGUUUGAAUAGCGUCUUGGGGUCAAAGAUGGAUUAUACUGCCUCUUCCUCUCAUGCCCCUGUGCCGGACCCUAUGAUGUACAUGUAGUUACUGUAUAUAGAUGAUGUUGUCGACUUACUAUUACUAUACACUUAAUAUUGAAAGCAACGGCUUGAGUGAGACGGCGAAGAUGUUUCUUCGUAUAUCU
This is a messenger RNA of Monascus purpureus, 1972 nucleotides long. The record is from the annotation of a GenBank genome assembly. Lineage: Eukaryota; Fungi; Ascomycota; Eurotiomycetes; Eurotiales; Aspergillaceae.